Copidosoma floridanum is the source of this 678-nucleotide messenger RNA. It is a transcript of the gene ND-B18, whose product is annotated as NADH dehydrogenase (ubiquinone) B18 subunit. Gene Ontology annotation, cellular component: respiratory chain complex I; mitochondrion. The record is from RefSeq and is a predicted model, not a curated record. Lineage: Eukaryota; Metazoa; Arthropoda; Insecta; Hymenoptera; Encyrtidae.
UAGAAAGCAAUGUGUUACGUUAAUUUGUCUAUUCUGCAAGACUUCUUAAUUGUAUACAUAAGCUUGUAAAAAUUAGAUCAAAUAUUUUACCCGAGUAAGCUUGGGUCCCAUAAAAAUGGGCAACAUGGUUGUUAGAACUUGGGAUAAUUUUUGGGAACCAGAGCUUCAGCCUGUCCCCUAUGGACCAACGACGUUCGACCCGAAUUUUGGAUUUAACGGUGAACGGAAGGAAAGAGUUAUGAUUGCAACAGAACAGGAAUUAAGAGCAGCUAAAAUUCCAAAAGAAAAAUGGGACUAUUGUGCACACUUAUUACUAGAAGUUGAGAGAUGUAGAGCGGACAACUUUCCCUUUGUAUGGAAUUGUAAGCCACAAGCUCACGAUGUUAGCAAUUGCUAUUAUGAUGACUAUGUAUUAAGAAUGAAAGAGUUCGAGAGGGAACGCCGACUGCGUCAUAGAGCUGCUCGUCUUGCUGAGAAAGCUCAAGCAGCUUAAAAUUUAAUAAUGCAUAGAUUUAUAAUACUUAUGAGAAGAUUAUUCCUAAUUUAAUUUAGAAAAAAUAAAAGAUAGGGUUGAAUAAUCACCUGUCACUGUAAAUAAAUCCAAAAUCUCUAAUAAUUAAUAAUAAUCAGUGAAAUGAUCAGUCAGUUAAAAGGAUUGAUAAGCAUGCAGCCACUUUA